This is a messenger RNA of Pogoniulus pusillus (Red-fronted tinkerbird), 2577 nucleotides long. It is a transcript of the gene XPR1, whose product is annotated as xenotropic and polytropic retrovirus receptor 1. The coding region runs from base 172 to 2250 and encodes 692 amino acids. Gene Ontology annotation, cellular component: Golgi apparatus; plasma membrane; cytoplasm. NCBI's taxonomy places the organism in Eukaryota, Metazoa, Chordata, Aves, Piciformes, Lybiidae. The transcript is spliced from 15 exons. The record is from RefSeq and is a predicted model, not a curated record. Gene Ontology annotation, biological process: cellular response to phosphate starvation; phosphate ion transport. Gene Ontology annotation, molecular function: inositol hexakisphosphate binding.
GAGGCGGGCUGAGGAGUGGCGGGGGCGGGCGGCCGGGGGCCCAUGUGUGGCGGCGGCCCCCCCCCGCCCCCCACUACCGGCGGCGGCGGCGGCCCCUUCGUAACCAAGCGCCGCUGAGGCGGCUCCGCGGGCGCAGAGCGAGCGCGGCCCCGGCCCCGGCCCGGCGGCAGGAUGAAGUUCGCCGAGCACCUGGCGGCGCACAUCACGCCCGAGUGGCGGAAGCAGUACAUCCAGUAUGAGGCUUUGAAAGAGAUGCUGUAUGCAGCUGUGGACCAGGCUCCUUCUAUAGAAGACACAGACGAGGACACGGUGAAAAGAUGUUUUGCCACCUUCGAAGAGAAAUUCUUCCAAACCUGUGAGAAGGAACUUGCCAAAAUCAACAUUUUCUAUUCAGAGAAGCUUGCGGAAGCUCAGCGGCGGUUCACGACGCUGCGGACGGAGCUGCAGUCCACGCUGGAGGCGCAGAAGGAGGCGAGCGGCGGCUCGGCGCUGCAGCGCCGCAGGAAGCCUGUCUUCCACCUGUCCCACGAGGAGCGGGUGCAGCACAGGAACAUCAGGGACCUGAAACUGGCCUUCAGCGAGCUCUACCUCAGCCUCAUCUUACUGCAGAACUACCAGAACCUGAACUUCACUGGCUUCCGCAAGAUCUUGAAGAAGCAUGACAAGAACCUGGAGACGGCGCGGGGAGCGGAGUGGCGAGUGGCCGAGGUGGAGGUGGCCCCCUUCUACACCUGCAAGAAGAUCAACCAGCUCAUCUCUGAAACAGAGGAAGUGGUGACUAAUGAGUUAGAAGAUGGAGACAGACAGAAGGCUAUGAAGCGUUUGCGUGUUCCGCCCUUAGGAGCAGCUCAGCCUGUACCAGCCUGGACUACAUUCAGGGUUGGACUGUUCUGUGGGUUGUUCAUUGCACUGAACGUCACCGUCAUACUUUCAGGUGUGGCUUUUAUAGAUGGACCAAAUGUGUGGCCACUGGUGAGAAUCUAUCGAGGUGGCUUUCUCCUGAUAGAAUUCCUCUUUCUCCUGGGCAUCAACACAUAUGGCUGGAGGCAGGCUGGAGUGAACCACGUCCUCAUCUUCGAACUCAAUCCCCGCAGCAACUUGUCCCAUCAACAUCUCUUUGAGAUUGCUGGUUUCCUGGGGGUUCUGUGGUGCCUGAGCCUGCUGGCAUGUAUAUAUGGUAAAUUCACCUACAUCCCCAUGCAGGUGAAUCCACUCAUCUUGUACGGCUUCAUGUUGCUUUUUCUCAUCAACCCUACCAAGACCUUAUACUACAAGUCCCGGUUUUGGCUGCUCAAACUAUUGUUUCGAGUGUUCACUGCUCCCUUCCACAAGGUAGGCUUCGCAGAUUUCUGGCUGGCUGAUCAGCUCAACAGCCUGGUUGUGAUACUGAUGGAUCUGGAAUACAUGAUCUGCUUCUACAGCUUUGAGGUUCAGUGGGAGGACAACGCGGGACUUCUGGCAAAUACAGAUAAUCAGAUUUGUUACAGCUACUCCUACGGAGUGAGAGCAGUUGUCCAGUGCAUCCCCGCUUGGUUGCGCUUCAUCCAGUGCCUGCGCCGUUACCGCGACAACAAACGGGCCUUUCAUCUGGUUAACGCUGGAAAAUAUUCCACCACCUUCUUCGUGGUGACAUUUGCAGCCCUCUACAGCACCCACAAAGCUAAAAACCACAGUGACACCCAAGUGUUCUUCUACCUGUGGAUUAUCUUCUACUUCAUCAGCUCGUGCUAUACCCUCAUCUGGGACCUGAAGAUGGACUGGGGUCUCUUUGACAGAAAUGCUGGUGAAAAUACCUUUCUUCGAGAAGGAAUUGUCUACCCUCAGAAAGCAUACUACUACUGUGCCAUUGUGGAAGAUGUGAUCCUGCGCUUCGCGUGGACCAUCCAGAUCUCGCUCACCUCCAUACAGAUCUUUCCUUACGCUGAUGACAUCAUCUCUACUGUAUUUGCCCCACUGGAGGUAUUCCGGCGGUUUGUGUGGAACUUCUUCCGCUUGGAGAACGAACACCUGAACAACUGCGGCGAGUUCCGCGCUGUGAGGGACAUCUCGGUGGCGCCGCUCAACGCCGACGACCUGACGCUCCUGGAUCAGAUGAUGGACCAGGAAGAUGGUGUACGGAACCGCCGCAAGAACAAGCAGUGGAAGCGCAGCCAGAGCGUCUCCUUGCGCAGACCUCGCCUCGCUUCGCAGUCCAAGGCUUCUGACACCAAGGUGUUGAUAGAGGACCUUGCGAAUGAAGUGAACACAUGAGGUGGCCACGGCCUCUGAUUCCUCGUCCUUUGUUUUCUCGCUCUGUCCCCCUCUUCCCCACGUAACCUGAUCUCUGGUACAAUUCCAGCUGAUGACUACAGGAGAAAACACUGAACACAUUUUCCGAGCUCUUCCAGACCAGAUCCUAUGGACUCCAACAAGCUCACUGUGUUUUGUUUUCUUUUCUUCUGGGUUAAUUUUAAUGUUCUAUUUAAAAAACAAAAACAAAACAAAAACGACAAAAAAAAACUUUUAAAAAACCCUAAAAAAAAUGAUAAUUCUAUUUUACUUUUGUUUUGCCAAUAAAGAGGACAGUUCAGGAAAGAA